Molecule: messenger RNA, 12493 nt
Organism: Coregonus sp. 'balchen'
Lineage: Eukaryota; Metazoa; Chordata; Actinopteri; Salmoniformes; Salmonidae
Source: the annotation of a GenBank genome assembly
ACCUAUGAGAGACCCUUCAGAGCAGCAGAACCUAGAGAGGGGGGGCUACUGCAACUACUGGGGGAUGUCACCCCCCCCAAACACCAGCCCAAGCCCUCUAUCCUACACACCACACCACUGCCCCCACACACACUCACACACCAACCCCAACAGCAACACACACAGCCACCAAAACUCACACACCAACAUACACACAGUCCAGCCUGGGCCACGCCUCCCUCCGCAUCUCCAGCCAAUCCAGUGCAUGCUGAGCCUAGCAGAGAACCAGCGGGAGCCAAUAGGAGCCCUCUCUCUGACCUGGCCCCUUCCUUCCUCAAGCCUCCAAUGAAGAGCGUCCCAGGAAGCCCCUCCCCUCGCUCUUAUAGCCCCUCCCCCCAUCGACACCUGAGCCCUGAUCCCGUGUUGCCCGUAGUAACGGACGCUAGCAUUCUAAACCUGACCUCUCUCUCCAGAGGGCGGGGCUUACAGGAGGUCAGUGAGCAGCUGUUUGGAAACAUCAAGAGGAAGUACGGCAGGAAGGACCCCCAGAGGACUCAGGGUAAUACCCACAAUGCAGAGCUGCCAUUGGGGAGGAGGGCAGAGAAAGAUGCGGAGAGUCCAAUAGUUCCAGAUGAAAGGCAGAAGUACAGGAGGGAGGAGACCCCUGAGUUGGAGAGAGAAGAGAAGGAGAGCAUAGGGAGGACAGGAGAGGAGGAGGAGGAGAUGGAGAGGGAGAUGCCAACGCUUGGUGCUCCUGUGCUGAUGGAGGAGGGAAAAGGGAGGAAGAGGAGGAGGAGGCGGUCUCUCCAGGAGUCACUCACCCAGGAGGACCAAUCGGAGCAGCAGCAGGGCACUGACAUCACAGAGAGGAAUGAAUCAGGGCCUCCGGAGCCCAAAGUGUCCCACAAAAUGCAAGGUCACAAGAUGGACUCAUACAGGAGUGAGUCUAGGUCAGGUCGGGGUGGGGAGGGUAGCCAGCCAGAGGCAGACGGGGACAGAGGAGAGAAUGGGGAGAAAGGAGAAAGAGCAGAGAAGGAAGAGAGAACAGCGAGAGGAGACAAAGGAGAGAGAACAGGGAGAGGAGAGAGAACAGGGAGAGGAGAGAGAACAGGGAGAGGAGAGAGAGAGAACAGAGAGAGGAGAGAGAACAGAGAGGGGGAUGAGUGGGGCCGACAUGGAAUCAGCCAUGAUCCAGAGCCGGGUGAGGAAAAACCCAGUUGGCCGUCCUAGAUCAUCCACAGACUCCCACAAACACCCUGACCCUAACCCCAGACUGCCUAGCCCUAACCUCAACCAUAUCCCUAGUCCAAGAUCCAGCCUCAACCCUAACCCUAGACCGCCCAACCUAUGCCCCAGCCUUAACCCUAACCCCAACACCAGCCCAAAACCCAGCCCUUACCCCAGACCCCCCAAGACCAAGGACCGGUGGUCCUACCUCAAGUCCCGAAGCUCCCCCAGCCUGAUCCAGAGGGAGAGUGGCCACAGUCCCCUGACAGCCAUGUCUGAGCCCCCCUCUGCAUUCCCCAUCACCCCCUCCAGCCCUCUGUACACCAACACAGACAGUCUGACUGUCCACACCCCCGCCAAGCGCAAACGAGGUCGUCCCAAAAAACAACCCCUGCUCACUGUGGAAACCAUCCAUGAGGGUACUUCCACCUCCCCCCUGAGCCCUCUGGCCCGGGACAGCCCCGCGGGGCUCAGCCGCAGGAAGAAGACUCACGCGCUAACCACACUAGCCCAAAUCGCAUCUGGUUCCACUAGCCCCAAUGCUAAUGGGUUGAAACUGAAGCGCAGUGAGAGUGGCCAUGUCAGGUCGGUGAAGAGGCUGAAGCUGGGGAAUGUGCAGAGCAUCCUGAAUGAGAUCCUAUCAGGCUCCAGCCAACAUGGCAGCCUGGCGCUGAAGUCCGCCUCGGCUCCCGUCUCUUCCACCAUGACGGCCAUGGCCUCUACCAUUGAGGCGCAUCUGGGGAAGCAGAUCAACGUCAGUAAGAGAGGAACCAUCUAUAUCGGGAAGAAGAGAGGGAGGAAGCCACGCUCCGACACCCAAACCCUUCCCCACAGAGGCGGGGCCAAGCCUCUUUUGCCUGUCCCCAUGUCCAGCCUGUACAACAGCCUCCUAGUGCCUUCCACCCUCCCUCCCAGCUCCACUACCCUCCUCCUCAGACCCAGUCACACCCUAUCCUCUCUGUGCCCCCCCGGCCCUCGCGGCACCUACUCUGACGCCACCAUGCCCAGCCUGCAGCCCAUCAGUACCCUGCCCUCUAAACCCCCAGGCAGGGGGCUACUGGGGGCCGGCUGGAAGCUGUCUCCCCCGCGCCUCCUGGCCAACUCCCCGUCCCACCUAUCUGAGGGGGCAGCGUCCGUCAAGGAGGUGACGCUGUCACCCAUCAGCGAAUCACACAGCGAGGAGACCAUUCCCAGCGACAGCGGCAUAGGAACGGACAACAACAGCACCUCUGACCAGACAGAGAAGGGAACUAACGCACGACGCAGGUAUCUAUCUCUCUAUGAGUGAGUGAGUGAGUGAGUGACUGAGUGACUGAGUGCGUGAGUGCGUGCAUGCAUGAGUGUGUUAGUUAGUUAGUUAGUUAGUAGUGAGUGAGUAAGUGAAUGCAUUAGUAUGUUCAUUAGUUAGUAGUAAGUGAAUGAGUUAGUGAGUGUGUUAGUUAGUUAGGUAGGUAGGUAGGUAGUUAGUUAGUCGAUGUUGCCCAGGGGUUUGGUUGAAACCACAAUAGCAACAUUGUACAUCCAGUUGACAGGUUUAUGUUGUGUGUUGCAGAUACUCAUUUGACCUGUGUGGGUUUGAGGCUGCGGAGGCUGCAGUUCUGGAGGCAUCCAGUCGCGGCAGUAGGGGUCGCUGUGUGCGGCAGGCGGCAGUGGUGGACAACUUCCUGUCCCAGCAGGAGAAGAAGCAGAAACACCGCAGGAAGAGGAAGUGCCUGCAGAGCCGAGACCACCUGCACUUCCUGUCUGAGCUAGAAGAGGUAUCAAAUCAAACUUCCUAUUAAAAUCUCAUCAAACUUAGUGUAGGAGUAGGAUGAAGUUACCACUAGACUUAUUGUAUAUUAUGUCACAGAGAUUUUAGAGGAAGGGUUCAUUGUGAUGUCUGGAAUAGAACAAAUUGAAACCCCAUGUGUUUGAUGUGUUUGAUAUCUUUCCAUUCAUUUCAUUCCAGCCAUUACAAUGAGCCCAUCUUCAUAUAUUUCUAUAUAGGCCCACAAGUCUCCUCUGGUAUUAUACACUGAGUGGACAAAACAUUAGGAACUCUUUCCAUAACAUAGACUGACCAGGUGAAUCCAGGUGAAAGCUAUGAUCCCUUAUUGAUGUCACAUGUUAAUUUCACUUCAAUCAGUGUAGAUGAAGGGGAAGAUUUUUAAGCCUUGAGACAAUUGAGACAUGGAUUGUGUAUGUGUGCUAUUCAGAGAGUUAAUGGGCAAGACAAAAGAUUUAAGUGUCUUAAACGGGGUAUGGUAGUAGGUACCAGAAUGUUAAUAAAAUUGGCACAAGUAAUAGCACAUUUCCAUGGAGGCUGCUAGCUAAAUAUGCUAACGAGCGCAAACAGAAUUUUUUUGGUGGGGGGAAAAGACAGGCAAUCCAGCUCAUAAAGUUAUACAUAUAUAGGUAGCUACCGAAUGUCAUUUUUGGUGAGUUUGGACAUUUACAAGCGAAUGUGAACGAGAGACAUUGUGCAAAUGAACAAAGUUUUGAGGCAUGCUUGUCUGAAGGAAGAACAGUACUGGCUCUGGAGCAGCAUGUGUACACGCUGUGUCUGUGUGGUGUCUGGAGUCGCUAGGGCAACGGGCCUGCCUGCUCUACUCGAAGAAGGGGGGGAAGGAGCAGAUGGGCCGAGAACGGAGAGGAGAAAAAACACAAGGAAAUCAAGAUAGCAGGCAGCUGUAAAUAUUUCUCAAAAGAAAGCUCACAUUAUAUGAUGCACCAUCUCUUUAUUAAUUCAGCCACUUACUUAGAUAACUAGCAAGUUAAACUAAGGGGUUGCGUUAAUGCAGAAUUCUGCAGUUAUCAUACAGAAAAAAAGAAACAACGCAUAAGAAAUAUCUGCGUUUUGUAAACUCAGAUCUAAAAUGCUUCUUAUUGUAAUUUCUGCUCGGCAUCAGACUAAUUUUAUGCUUCUGUUGCACUUCUCCACUCGGAUAAGAAUUCACAAACGGGCAUUCUAUUAGCAGACAGCACUCUGAUGUGUAACUACUUUUCUCCAGGACAUUUCUCGGUGUAGCCAACUUACUUUUCUCUGGUAAAAUGCAAGAUUAACUUUAAGCAAAACAUUAGGAAAUGUAGCUGGCUACAUUCUUUCUAUGAUAAACAUUAUAAAUAUGAUAGCCAUGUAUCGUUUUUGCAAAAAAAUACCUUGCUUUUUCAUUGUAAGCUAAUUUACAAAUGUGUGGCUACCACUUCUGUUGUCAUCUGAUGAAAAUGAAGCUAUUUUCUGCCGAAUGUGUUGCACUAAUGUAUUUUCUGUGAAGUAAAACUAUACAGUGAGGGGAAAAAAGUAUUUGAUUCCCUGCUGAUUUUGUACGUUUGCCCACUGACAAAGAAAUGAUCAGUCUAUAAUUUUAAUGGUAGGUUUAUUUGAACAGUGAGAGACAGAAUAACAACAAAAAAAUCCAGAAAAACACAUGUCAAAAAUGUUAUAAAUUGAUUUGCAAUUUAAUGAGGGAAAUAAGUAUUUGACCCCCUCUCAAUCAAAAAGAUUUCUGGCUCCCAGGUGUCUUUUAUACAGGUAAAGAGCUGAGAUUAGGAGCACACUCUCUUAAAGGGAGUGCUCCUAAUCUCAGCUUGUUACCUGUAUAAAAUACACCUGUCCACAGAAGCAAUCAAUCAAUCAGAUUCCAAACUCUCCACCAUGGCCAAGACCAAAGAGCUCUCCAAGGUGCAUCUGAAGUUUGCCAAUGAACAUCAGAAUGGUUCAGAGGAGAACUGGGUGAAAGUGUUGUGGUCAGAUGAGACCAAAAUAGAGCUCUUUGGCAUCAACUCAACUCGCCGUGUUUGGAGGAGGAGGAAUGCUGCCUAUGACCCCAAGAACACCACCCCCACCUUCAAACAUGGAGGUGGAAACAUUAUGCUUUGGGGGUGUUUUUCUGCUAAGGGGACAGGACAACUUCACUGCAUCAAAGGGACGAUGGACGGGGCCAUGUACCGUCAAAUCUUGGGUGAGAACCUCCUUCCCUCAGCCAGGGUAUUGAAAAUGGGUCGUGGAUGGGUAUUCCAGCAUGACAAUGACCCAAAACACACUGCCAAGGCAACAAAGGAGUGGCUCAAGAAGAAGCACAUUAAGGUCCUGGAGUGGCCUAGCCAGUCUCCAGACCUUAAUCCCAUAGAAAAUCUGUGGAGGGAGCUGAAGGUUUGAGUUGCCAAACGUCAGCCUAGAAACCUUAAUGACUUGGAGAAGAUCUGCAAAGAGGAGUGGAACAAAAUCACUCCUGAGAUGUGUGCAAAACGUCUGACCUCUGUGAUUGCCAACAAGGGUUUUGCCACCAAGUACUAAGUCAUGUUUUGCAGAGGGGUCAAAUACUUAUUUCCCUCAUUAAAAUGCAAAUCAAUUUAUAACAUUUUUGACAUGCGUUUUUCUGGAUUCUUUCUUGUUAUUCUGUCUCUCACUGUUCAAAUAAACCUACCAUUAAAAUUAUAGACUGAUCAUGUCUUUGUCAGUGGGCAAAGGUACAAAAUCAGCAGGGGAUCAAAUACUUUUUUCCCUCACUGUAGUUGCAUGCCACUGAUUACUCUUGAAGCAAAAAAACACUGUUGGCUUUCAAUAUAAAACGCGACCCAUGUCAAUACACAGCUGGACUCACCUGCUCCUGCUUUCUCCAGUUGUGCUAUUUACAAACAAUCAAACAUGUCACUGGCUCAACUGUUCUGGAGAACUAUGGUAAGCUUCAUAAUGUAAAAUAAUGUGACAAGUGAAAUGAAGAACGCGAUCUGCUUUAUUUCCUAACAUAUUGCACAAGUUGACUGCAGGUAUUUACUUAAGAAAUAGCUACAAAUAUUAAAAUGUAUUGAAAAACUUCAAAUAAAUAGUUUAGACGGUAUUGACGCUAUUGUAAAACCAUCACAUGGCUAUUUCCAAAUACCACGGUAUACGGUAUACUGCCUAAGCCUAUUAUCCAGUACUGAUUUAAUAUGACUGUAUUAAAUGAUCCAGUACUGAUGUGGCCUCCUCCUCUCCUCUGCCAGGUGGUGGUGAAGCUGCAGCAGCUACAUGUGUCUCACCGACGGUACGCCUCCUGCUACCCCCAGCACCCCUACCCCUCCAUCUUCCGCCUCAAUUUCCACCACCACUACUACCCCCUGACCUACGACCCCUACCCCUGUGACCCCGCCCCUUACUUGCGCAGGACCGCCGAGCUCAAGGCCAAGAGGAGGCGCGGCCGGCCCGCCAAAGCCAGUGAGCCAAUCACGUCCAAGCUGCCUUUUGUCCAGGGGUUUGGGUAUCCACUUGCAGGGGGGAACUACUAUGCACCGUAUGCCAUGCCUUACGCCCCGCCUCUGAGCCUGGGCUACUACCCCCCAGCACCCCCCCUCUACCUGCCCCACCAUCCCCACGGCCCUUCACCACCCUCCCACUUCAUGAGGCCUGCCGUCCCCCCUCCUAAGUUCCACUCUGGGGGUCACUCCAAGCUCCAGGCCGGAGCCAAGCUACGGACGUCUAGCGGCCCACUACAGGGUUCCUCUGGUCGGGGAGAAGGACUGGGAUCCCUGGGCGGUGAUGGUGGUGGAGGUCUUGGAGGGGUGAGGCUCCACAAGAGGAAACACAAGCACAAACACAAGCACAAGGAAGAGACCCCCCUCCUCUCACCCCAUGAUAGACAGGAGCUGGGUGGGCUCUUCAGUGGUGCCAAGACCAAUGGGCUGCUCAACCUGUUGACUGACAGGCGGGAGAUGAACAAUCCGAAGCGUCAGGAGAAGCAAAGGGGGGGUGGGCGAGGCUCUAGAGGGGAGUCCAGAGGAGCGAUGUUUGAGUCGGACCCUCUCUCUUCUAUCUCCAUGGACCAUGUCCAGUUCCGCCCACGUAUGCCCGGACAGCCAAUGAGCAGCUUCCUGAGCAGCUACAGCAGCCAAUCACAGCGGCCAGAGAUGACCUCUGACCUUUUCAGAUUGCGGGAGGAGGGCAGUGGGCACGGCAGAAGGAGAGGUUUAGCAGUGUUCGGAGAGGAAGGGGUGAUGUCAUUCCACAAUGCCAGGAAAGAGAAGAGCCAGGAAACAGAAGAGUCGUUCCACAAUGCCAGCCCCACUCUAACAGGUAACGACUUAUUACUGACAGUCACAGGCUUAUUACCAUGUUAUAAUACAGCCCCACUCUCUCCAGAUAUCUGAUUGUUCAGAUUUAGCUCCAAAUAUAUUUUUGUACCGAUGCACUGCAUGUAUUAAUUCCAGUCCCUAUAGUGAAAACAACAUCAGUAAUUCCUUCUUCUUCAUAAUUUUAAUGUAAUACUUUUUUUUUUACAUAAACGGUAUAUAUUUAUGAUAUGGAUAGCAUAUAAGAUUUCUUCCCAGUUUUCAGAGCAGACAGGUGAACAUGUGUAAGCCUAUAGCAGACAACGAGGCAGUCAGCUCCUAAAACACUAAAUACUGAACAAAUGUGUUUUUGGUACAUUCUGUAUUCUGAGUGCAGCGAGCACAUCUGGCCAGAGAGAGAGAGAAUGAAACGCAUGGCUGGAAAGGACUAUAAUUCACCAAUCUCUCCCUCCCUCCAUCCAUUCCUCCCAGCCUGCCAAUGGUUGGUCCCAGAGAUAUAUGAUUCUCAGGUUGUGAUUUAUAUUCUCCAGACAGGCAGUAAAAGGCAGUGGCUGUGUUAACAGAGCUGGCCACCAGCCAGGGCUUUAAUGAGUGGGGCCUAGUCCAGUGGAGGGGGAGAGAAGCCAGGGGCUCACUUAGAUUACAUCCCCCUACCCGGGGGACCUGCGGGGGUUGACUCACACACACUACCCCCUCGCCCUAAUCCCCCUUUUUCCCCCCUUUUUUCUCUCUCCCUUCCUCCAUCUCUCCUUCUGCUCUAGACAGGUUAUACCCCUUAUUUUUCUCUAUUCCCUCACGUCACUCUCUCCUCUCCCUGUACCCUAUCUUUUCACCUCUACUCCCUCUCUCUCACUACACUCUCCCCUCUACUAUACUCUCUUUCCUGUCUCCCUCUCUCUCCUCCCUCUCUCCUCUCUUCACUCCCUCGCUCCUCUCUUCACUCCCUCUUCCCUCUCUUCACUCCUCCUUCACUCCCUCUAUCUCCUCACUCUCAUCUCUCUCCUCUCUCUCUCAUCUCUUCUCUCUUAACUCCCUCUCUCUCUCACUCUCCUCUCUCUCCUCUCCCUCCCUCUCUCUCCCUCUCUUCACUCUCUCUCCUCCCUCUCUCUCCUAUCUUCAAUCUCCCUCUCCGUCUCCUCUCCUCCUCAUCUCUCCUUCACUUCACUUCCCUCUCUCCUCUCUCCUCCCUCUCUUCUCACUCUACCAGCAUGACUUACUGCUAUGCUCCACAGGCCAGCCCGAGCCCAAUUAAAACACACACACGUGCACUUACACUCUCUGGCAUACACACACACUCUGAUCUAAAAUUCAUAUUAUUCUCCACUCUUGUGUGAUUGAAUGUGUUUCUAAAUAAUUUCCUCCCUGUGAUUGGGUGUUUAUCUGAACCUGAUUUGAACUGUGUGUGUUUGUGCUCCCACUAAUCAGCAGGUUCCACUGCAGCUGACAGCAAUCUCACAAAAUCAUUUGUAUAAAAGCAGGUCAUCCUUUUUGCAGAGUUAAUGAGAGUGAUGUUCUCUGCGCGUGCACACACACGCACACGCACACACACACACGCACACACACACACACACAUGCACACACACACACACACACACACACACACACACACACACACCACACACACACACACACACACACACACACACAAACACAAACACAAACACAAACACACAAACACAAACACACAAUAGAAUCCUUCCUCCUGCAGUUGGCUGAAUGCUCUGGAUAGCAGUGUACCUUAAACACAGAUCUAGGAUCAGCUUACCAUAGCCAAAUCUUAACCAAUAGGGUGAAGGACACAAAACAGAACUGCCCUCAGAUCAGAUCAGCCACAGAGCUAUAGACACUGAAGAACUGCUGAAGGUCAUAAUUUUUAUGAUGCAUAUAUGCAGCUCAUACAUUUCUGCUACUUAGUGUGUGUGUACGUGUGUGUGUCUGUGUGUCCGCACCUCAUAAAUUGCUGCUACUCAGUGCUUAGUGUAUUAGACUAAUGACUCUUUGUCUCAGUAGAAGAGAGGCUAUGGACAGGAGGCUUUAUUAUACGGACACUAAAUGCUUUAUUCUCAUCACAUCUUUCAUAUCUAUAAACACUCAAUCAUGAUCAUAAUAUGAUGAAGAUCUCAAAACCUUUGGGCAAGUUUACAAUUUUAGAGUCAGGAGUAAACAGUUUGUCUUUUGAAAUCAUCAGCAAGCAUUUGAUAGCUUGGAAUACCGAUGAUGGACAGAUUAUGAAUGAAUUUGUGUCAUACUUCCUGUUGUCUUUCAAGUAAUAUUAUACUAUUCACAUUUAUAUUGGUCUAUCUAGCACAUUAAUUGUUAGUUAGGACUGUGUUAGUACUGUUACAUUGUCAUAUCUUAGAACACUUCUGAGGAAAACCCAGAGAUACUGAAGAACCACAGUGAAUAUAAGAGCGAGAGAGGGAGAGGAGGAUGGCGAGAGCAGGGAGGAUAGAGAGAGGGAGAGAGCAGGGAGGAUAGAGAGAGGGAGAGAGCAGGGAGGAUAGAGAGAGGGAGAGAGCAGGGAGGAUAGAGAGAGAGGGAGAGAGCAGGGAGGAUAGAGAGAGGGAGAUGGCAGGGAGGAUAGAGAGAAGUGAGGAUAGAGAGAGGGAGAGAGCAGGGAGGAUGAGGAGGGAGGAUGAGAAGGGGCAGGGAGGAUAGAGAGGGAGAGAGCAGGGAGGAUAGAGAGCAGGGAGGAUAGAGAGAGGGAGAGAGCAGGGAGGAUAGAGAGAGGGAGAGAGCAGGGAGGAUAGAGAGCAGGAGGAAGAGAGAGAGGGAGAGAGCAGGGAGGAUAGAGAGGGAGAGAGCAGGAGGAUUAAAGAGUGAGAGAGCAGGGAGGAAUAGAGCAGGGAAAGAGCAGGUGAGAUAGAGAGCAGGGAGUAUAGAGAGUCAGGGAUGAUAAGAGAGGGAGAGAGCAAGGAGGAUGAAAGGAGGGAGGUAGAGAGAGGGAAGAGCAGGAAAGAGUAGUAGAAGCAGGGAGGAUAGAGAGAGGGAGGAUAGAGAGAGGGAGGGAGUUCAGGAUGAUAGGAGGGGAGAGAGGAUGAAGGAUAGGAUAGAGAGGGGAUUAGAAGAGGAUGAUGAUAGGGAGAGCAGGGAGAUAAAGAGAGGAGGAGAAAGCAGGGAGGAUAGAGAAGGAGAGGGGGAGAGAUAGGAGAGAAAGCAUAGAGGAGGAGAGAUCAGGGAUAGGGAGAAAGCAGGCAGUUGGAUGAGAGCAAGGGAUAAGCAGGGACAUGGCGGGCAGGGAGGAAGAGAAAAGCAGGGCGGAUAGAGAGGGGAGAGCCGAUAGUGAGGGAGAGACAGGGAGAGAAAGGGAUAGAGAGAGCAGGAGGAUGAUAGAGGCAGGCGUGAUUAGAUUGCGAAGGAGGAAAGCAGAGUAUGCGACCAGGGAGUGAUCUGGAGUUUAGAGCAGGAGGAUUGGGAGAGAGCAGGGGGAUAGAGCGAGGGGAGAGCAGGGAGAUAGAGAGAGGGAGAGAGCAGGGAGGAUAGAGACCAGGGAGGAUAGAGAGAGGGAAAGAGGAGAUAGACAGGGAGGAUACUUAAAAGGGAGAUAGAGAUGGACAUGCAUAGAGAGAAGAUAUAGAGAGCAGAUAUAGAUCGAGAGGAGCAGAUUUAUGAGAGCAGGGAGGCUGAGUCUGGGAUGAUAUAGCAGGGAUGGAUUAUAGAGAGGGAGAUAGCAGGAGUGAUCAUCGAGAGAGGCAAGGAUCUAGAGAGAGUCUUAUAGAGAAGAGUGAGAGAGAAAUCAAGAGACGGGGAAUGGAGGGAGAGAGAACGAGGGGAAUGGAGGACAGGCAAAAGGCACAUUAAAGGCGGCUGGUUUGGGCCUGUUUUGUCUGAUUGUGCUUUUCCUCCAUUUUGGCUUUGGUCCAGUCUGGGAACAUAGCCCAGAGAGAAGGGGGGAGGGAGGGAGAGUGAUGUGUGUAUGAAGGGCAGGGUGCCCAGUUUACCAGCAUGAAGGAAACAAUAUGGUUCCAGUUUCCUCUGCUCAGCCACUCUUAUGCUGUGUGUGUGUGUGUGUGUGUUUGUUUGCUGUGCGUUUGUGUGAAUAUGUGUGGUGCGUGUGUCUGGCCUGUCUGUGCUCCAGAUGCGUAGAAACACUAUUGUGUAGAGACACAUUUAAUGGUUGAAGGAGACAUUUCUGUGGAUUUCCUGCUAGCAGAAUGGAAGCUCCACACUCAAUUCAGUUCAAUUCAAAGGGGCUUUAUUGGCCUGGGAAACGUCUCUCUCUCCAUCACUCGCUCUCCUCUCCGCUCUUUAGCACAGUAUGGAAUCUCUACUUCUAUCUCAGCUGCAAUGCAGGCCUGAAUAUGGUGGAAAUUAGCAGGAAGCAGCUCAAACAAAAACAGUGUUUCUGUCAAUGAGCAAAAUGUGCGUAUGUCUCAUCCAAUUUUUGCAUUCAGGCCAAUUCUUUCUUGCUGACAUUGUCUUGUGAACCCCUCUGAUUUUGCCUUAGUUUCAUUGUCAUAUCAAAUAGCUUGUUAAAUGGUGUCUUGUAAAAUCCCCCCUCUCUCUUUCUCCUUCCUCUUCUCCAUCUGUUAAGUCAAUGAGCUUUAUUGCCAUCUUCAUUCAGUAUCUUACAUUGCCCAAGCGCGAUCACAUAACUCUUUCUCUCUCUCUCCUCUCUCCUCUGUCUCUCUCUCCUCUCUCUCUCUCUCUCUCUUCCUCUGUCUCUCCUCUCUGUCUCUCUCUCUCUCCUCUCUCUCCUCUGUCUCUCCUCUCUGUCUCUCUCUCUCCUCUUCUCUCUCUCUCUCUCUCUCUCUCUCUCUCUCUCUCUCUCUCUCUCUCUCUCUCAGGUAAGAGGAGGUAUAAGCGUCAUGAGGUGGAACAGAUCCACGGUGAGGUCAGGAGGAUGUGUUCUCUCAACAACGUGCUCAACAGUCAGAGGAGUUUUGAGCAUGUGCAGAAGAUCCUGCGUGUGAAGCGUCUCCAGCGCCAGGCCAAGACUGGCAACAACGUCGUCAAGAGGCGACCUGGUCGCCCCCGGAAACACCCUAUUGAUGAAUCUGAACCCAACAAUUAUGGGAGGGAAGAAGGAAGGGGCUUCGGGAUGCCGGUGCUGGAGAGGUGUGUGGACCUACCGGGUAGGCGGAGCUUAAGACCAAGUCCCGUCCCCCAGCCUCUGGAGUUUUCCAAUCACGACUCUAUCUCAGUGGCCAUUGAGACAGUGGUGCACCGAGCACGCUCUCUGGCUCCCCCACCGGUCAGAGGAAGGAAAUGCAGGGGGAGGCGCAGGAGAGAGGAGGGAGGGGAUAUGGCCUUCCACUAG